GGCCGUUGGCCGCUAGGGGGCGACCGUUAAACGGCCGGGGCGGCGCGUGAGGCGGCGGCCGAUCCGCGUUGGUUGGGUAUCGAGUGAGUGGCAGCGGCGUCGCAUUUAUGGCCUGCAACAUGGCGGGUCUGUGCUGGAAGCUGUCCGUCUGCUUUCUCUGCUCUCAAGUUAUCUCAGGAAGAGUUGAGGAGGCGCGUUACGUCGCCGCUGUGUAUGAACACGAGUCCAUACUGAGCCCCGACCCCACCGCCCUCGUUGAUCGCCGCUCAGCGCUGCAGCUCAUGGGCAGAAACCUGGACAUCUAUGAGCAGCAAGUAGUGGCUGCUGCAAGACAGGGGGCACAGAUUAUUGUUUUUCCUGAAGAUGGAAUCCAUGGCUUCAACUUCACCAGAAGAUCCAUUUAUCCUUACUUAGAUUUUGUUCCACAUUCACACGCUGUGAAAUGGAAUCCAUGCAGAGAGAUGUAUUUGUUCAAUGACACGGAGGUUCUGCAACGUCUGAGCUGCAUGGCAUUGAACAACAAAAUAUUCCUCGUGGCAAACUUAGGAACCAAGCAGCCCUGUGGGCACACUGAUCCUCGCUGCCCGCCUGAUGGCAGAUACCAGUUCAAUACCAACGUGGCAUUCGAUGAUGCCGGUAUGCUGGUAGCCACCUACCGCAAGCACAAUCUGUAUUUCGAAUAUGCUUUCGAUGCCCCUCCAGAGCCUGACUACAGGCUCUUUGAGACCCCUUUCGCUGGCAAGUUCGGUAUGUUCACUUGCUUUGAUAUACUCUUCUUUGAGCCUGCAGUGAAGCUGAUCAGACAAUACAACUUAAAACAAGUUGUAUAUCCCACUGCCUGGAUGAACCAGCUCCCACUCCUGUCUGCUGUAGAGUUUCAACAAGCUUUUGCAACAGCUUUCAACGUCAACAUUUUAGCAGCUAAUAUCCACCACCCUACCUUGGGCAUGACAGGGAGCGGCAUACACACUCCAGUCAAAUCGUUCAUCUACCACAACAUGGAAAGCUAUGGUGGCAAGCUCAUAGUUGCAGAAAUUCCUGUGAUUACCACUGAUUACAAAACCAGUUUAGAGAGAAAUGAAAGAUUUGGAGAGAACUUACACCACUCGUGCGAGACUUUUACAAGUGCUUCAAUGGAUGAUCAAGUUUGCUUUAAGGAGGGACAGGAGACCCCUGCUAGAGUAUUAGAAAAAGGAACCGAACAGUUACCUCCCCAGUUCUAUGCAGAAAUGAUGUAUGACAACUUUACCCUUGUUCCUGUCUGGGGCGAAAAAGGAGAGCUCCAGGUUUGUUCCAACACCCUCUGUUGUUACUUAAAUUAUCGGAGAGCUGUUUUAACGGAUGAAUUAUACGCUUUGGGAGUUUUUGAUGGGCUCCAUACAGUGCACGGCACGUACUAUGUCCAGGCCUGUGCUCUGGUAAAGUGUGGUGGUCUCAGCUUUAGCACUUGCGGGCAGGAGGUUACGGAUGCCUCUGCCUUGAUAGAUUUCCAGCUAUGGGGAAAUAUGAGUACUCCAUAUAUCUUCCCUUUACUGCUGACAUCUGGCAUUACCUUGGACUUUGCUGAUCACAUGGGCUGGAAAAACCACCACUAUUUCAUGAGCAAAAAUAGAACAUCAUCUGGCUUACUGACUGCUGCUCUGUACGGGAGGUGGUAUGAAAAGGACUAGCACAGAUAUUUGGCUGAAUCAAACUGCUUACAUUUCCGGAGCAUGUAUCUUAACACAAACUGUUGACUAUCUGUACUUCUAAGAUCUUCAGGUAUGUUUGUUACACGACCGGCCAAUUACGUUCCCCAUUUGAAAUGAUAACCAAAGCAAUUAAUCUAAGAGGCUAUAAACCACGGUCUGUACCUUGGAAGCUCGUGUCAUUCCAGAAGUAAACAAACUGCCUUGCAACUAUGAA
This is a messenger RNA of Cygnus atratus (black swan), 1905 nucleotides long. RefSeq names its product biotinidase (gene BTD). The record is from RefSeq and is a predicted model, not a curated record. Gene Ontology annotation, molecular function: hydrolase activity, acting on carbon-nitrogen (but not peptide) bonds, in linear amides. NCBI's taxonomy places the organism in Eukaryota, Metazoa, Chordata, Aves, Anseriformes, Anatidae. Bases 108 to 1670 code for a protein of 520 amino acids. The transcript has 5 exons.